Molecule: messenger RNA, 1796 nt
Organism: Linum tenue
Lineage: Eukaryota; Viridiplantae; Streptophyta; Magnoliopsida; Malpighiales; Linaceae
Source: the annotation of a GenBank genome assembly
GAAUGGCUGAAUGCGUUGAAUAAACACAGCGGCGAAUCGAUCCGCUUCCUUCCAAAACGGAAAAUUUACCUUCUCGGCAGCGAUCUCGGCUUCACCUUUCCCUUCAAAUCAACUGCAAUGGAGUUUCCGCUGCCGAUGGACAAAGUCUCUGUUUCCACCGAGUACCCUUCAAAUUUCUGCUCGCUUACUUUCUUAUCGUCAAUUUGGUCUCUUGUCUGGGAGGACGGCAAGGUAUCUGUAGUUCUAGUUGCCACCGGAAGCUUCAACCCUCCUACUUUCAUGCACUUGAGGAUGUUUGAGCUGGCAAGAGAUGCAUUGCAAAUGGAAGGCUACCGUGUGAUUGCUGGGUAUAUGUCGCCCGUCAGCGAUGGAUACAAAAAACCGGGUCUUAUACCAGCUGAACAUCGCUUGCGCAUGUGUAAUUUAGCUUGUGAGAACUCCGAUUUUAUCAUGGUUGAUCCAUGGGAGGCAAAUCAAAGUACCUACCAGAGAUCUUUGACUGUGUUGAAAAGAAUUGAAAGCGUCUUCAUUGAUCAAGUCCGGAUAUCUGGAGAAUCCCUCAAGGUGAUGCUUGUUUGUGGUGCUGAUCUGCUGCAGUCAUUUAGCACUCCUGGGGUUUGGAUUCCUGAUCAGGUAAGGACCAUUUGCAGAGACUAUGGUAUUGCUUGCAUUCGUAGGGAAGAGCUCGACGUCAACCAAAUCAUAGCUGCUGAUGAAAUCAUGAAUCAACACAAGGAUAACAUCAAACCUGUUACUGAAACUGUACCAAACAUGAUCAGCUCCACAAGACUGAGGGACUGCAUAUCGAGAGGAUUGUCAAUCAAGUACUUAACCGCGGAUUCAGUUAUCAGCUACAUCAUAGAACAGCAUUUGUAUUUGGGAAACAGAUAAAGCUGCCAGACAGCAGAAUAUCUAGUGAACUUCAGAGUCCAACUAUGUAAUAUUGCUCAGUCCAGUUUCAAAGAAGAUCAUAGAUGUAUCAUCGCCUUAAACAGCAUGAAAGCUUCCAAUGUUCAACUAAGAUCAUGAAUAAAGGUAGAAAUCUCUAAGAGGGUUGCUUUUCCUUUCUUCCCAUUCCAAUCAAAACUUCUCCAAAUUGGUUAAAACUCCAAUCAAAAUUUCUCUCCGACCAUUAUUUGUAAUGAGAAUACAGAUCAAACCCAGACAUCCCAUUCUGAGAAGUUCCUCCACCGUCCUCGCCACUCCCACUGCCCGAACCCGACCCGAACGGAUCCCUGUAGUACCCAUUCAGCACGCCACCAUCAUACAUCCCCUGCUGCUGCUGCUGCUGCAGAUGAUCGCCCUGCAUCAGAAAAUUCCCCUGCAUAUAACCAACCAUCUGCUGCUGCUGCGGUGGCAGCGGCGGAGGCGGCAUCACCAUACCCCCAAAAUCAUUGGAGCUCCGCUUCAGCAUCAUCGGGUCCCGGUAAGACGCCCGAUCGCCCUCCGUCUCUCGGUACCUAGCGAGGAAGCGCGAAAGCGGCUCAACGUAGCUGUCGAAUCCGAGCUUCCCCAUUGCCCAGAUCACGUCGUCGGCGGUGACAGUCUUCCGCUGCUCGCGCUGGCACCGCUCGUUAGCCUCGCCGGUGACGAAGCUGAUGUACUCGGAGACGCACUCCUGGAUCGUCUCCUUGGCGUCGUCGGAGAUUUUGGCGUGGGCGGGCAGGAUCCGCCGCAUUAUCCGGAUCACGUUGGCGAUUGGCAUGUACUGGUCCUGCUCCCGGAGAGUGGGGAGGGAUCGGCGCUGCGGCGGUUCCUGGCCGACAGCGGCUGGGUUCGCCGCCGGGAGGCGGAUC